AUGGAAAAGGGCAUUGAGAAAAACAAACCCAACGAAAAGAAGACACCUUCACCCCCUAUUAAUGCUAGGAAUCUUGAUGGACCGGUGCCCUUUCCCGGUAGGCUAGCGGAAAGGAAGUUGAAUGAGAAGUUUGUGAAGUUUCUAAGGGUGAUGAAAGGUUUACACAUCAAUAUUCCCUUCCUUGAGGCAAUCACACAAAUGCCUUCCUAUGCAAAGUUUCUCAACGAAAUUCUUUCGAACAAAAAGAAGAUCAAUGAAGAUCUCGUCACACUUCCAUUUCAAGUUAGUGCUUUCGUGCAACAUAAGAUGCCCAAGAAGCAACAAGAUCCCGAGAGCUUCACCUUUCCAGUUAAGAUUGGGAAUUUGAAAGGAAAGGGUGCCUUGGCCGAUCUUGGAUCUAGUGUAAGUUUGAUUCCAGUAUCCAUUGCUCAACAACUCAACAUUGAAAUGAUCACUACAAGGAAGACAAUUCAACUUGCCGACCGAUCGGUAAAGUUUCCAUGCGGAGAGCUUGAAGAUGUUCCCAUUCAAGUGGGACAUAUCUAUGUUCCUUGUGAUUUUGUUGUCAUGGACAUGGAGGAAUUGAAGAUGACAAUACACCUUUGA
Chenopodium quinoa (quinoa) is the source of this 606-nucleotide messenger RNA. RefSeq lists its product as uncharacterized. The transcript has a single exon. The record is from RefSeq and is a predicted model, not a curated record. The coding region runs from base 1 to 606 and encodes 201 amino acids. NCBI's taxonomy places the organism in Eukaryota, Viridiplantae, Streptophyta, Magnoliopsida, Caryophyllales, Amaranthaceae.